Molecule: messenger RNA, 698 nt
Organism: Lingula anatina
Lineage: Eukaryota; Metazoa; Brachiopoda; Lingulata; Lingulida; Lingulidae
Product: beta-microseminoprotein-like
Source: RefSeq, a predicted model, not a curated record
GAUAGGCUACUCGUGACUUCCUCAUUUUGCGAGAGGUAUCUGCAAACCACGCCGUCGAAUAUAGGACAUUAAAACUGUUUAGACACAGACGACUGCUGGUUUUGCUACGUAUUUUAUACUUCGCCAGAAAAUGUUUAAAUUUAUUUUAGCGGCCGUGUUGCUGUUAGCAUGUCUAAGAGAGGGGUAUGGGGCUUGUGGGAUCGCUCCACUUAAGACGCUCACCACACCCUUGGGACAGACAGUAGAGUACUGUGAGUGGGAAGGAAAGAAGCUUGGUGUUGGAAGCUCCAUACGUCUGGUAUCAGCCAAGGGCUGCUACAGAGUCAAUUGCAUCGACCGUGGCCUUAUGUUCUGUGGAAAUGGCAUAUAUGUUCCCCCGUCAGAUUGUGACGUCAGUUACGACGCAUGUAACGUGGUCUUCGUAAAGAAAGAUAAUCCUCUGGAAGUUUGCGAAAACUCUCCCUGGCAACCAUCCAUGACGCCAUCUAUCGGAAAGAAAUAAUCAGUUACGAGCUGAACAAUUACAAUCUACUAACCAUGCUAUUUUCAGUCGCAUAAUACAACAUUUUAGGGAUUUAAAUCAACAUGCCAUUUGCCAUUCUACACAUCCCCACCUAACGGCUUUCAAAACACCAGCUUCAGAUGCUUGAUACAAACAAGUAAUAACGCCAAAGUGCUAUUUCUGGAAAAUAAAUUUU